CUUUCCGCCCUCACGCACUCCCUUUUGAGCUUGUUCAUCGUCGUCUACGACGUCCUCCAUGGACUUUUUCUCCGCCGCCAACGAUGCCUCGGCGGUUGCACUCACACAGAACGACACCUUCGCCCAGGCCAUAGCUUCCAGCUUUGGCUCUUUCACCGCUCACCUUCCGUCGGUCGCUGCUACUUCGUCGUCCACGCCGACCCCAACAACAAAACCAACAUUGCAUUCCAACAGCUUCCAUGCUGUGCAUCAUAGCGAGCUCGCUGACCUCGUCAACACUCCCUCCGUACUGUUCAUUGACAUUCGUCCCCAUGCUCAAUAUGCUAAUGCUCGUCUCCCCAAUGCGCUGUCGUUGUCUGUACCGUCCACGCUUCUAAAACGCCCUCUGUUCUCAUUGGACAAGCUCGCAUCAAUGCUCUCUUCCGUUUCUUCACGUUCGCGAUUCCUGGGUUGGAAUACAUCCGCUCAGAUCAUCGUGUACGACGCUGAUUCUGCGUCGUUGCCUGACUCUUCCAAUAUUCUCGGCCUUCUCAGGAAGUUCGCCAAUGAUAGCUCCGGAUACUCUGGCAAGCUUUGUUGGCUCCAGGGUGGUUUCCAGUCUGUAUGGCGGGAUCGAAGAGAGCUCAUUGACCAGCACCCUUUGGUACCUGACCCUACAGCGUCGCCUCCUCCCUCAACCUCUCUUAAUCCUAAUCUACUGCCAACGGCAGCUUUUCGUGCGCCGAAACGACAUUCACCUUUGUAUUCUUCUCUACGAGCCGGCAUGUCAAUGCCAUCACUUUCUCAUCAACCUUACAAUCCUUUCUUUGAUACCAUCCGUCAAAACUUGGAAUUAUCCCAUGGCAUUACAGAACGUAUUCCACUUAAGCUCACUACCCAUGCGAAACAGCGGAUAGCUGAUCUCCCUUUCUCGUGGCUACGUACCAUUGCUCUUCGAACGACAUCUGACCUCGAGACGGAUGCCGAAGAAAGCAUGGAGUCACUCGCCAUGCAGUUCUACCGCAUUGAACUUGCGGAGCAGAGAAGACUAAUGGGCGUUAUGGAACAUCAUUCACGGGAAUCUCUUGUACACAACUACAGUGAACGCAACGGUGUGCCUGUCAAACCGUUCCCUUUCAGUAUUACUGCGGGCGUAGAGAAAGGUGCAAAGAACCGAUAUCGUCAUAUCUGGCCCUUUGAGCACGCUAGAGUACGGCUACAUUCCGAUAAAUCAAUAUCCCCCCUUCUUUCGUUAGAUUCUACAACCUCCUCCGACACCUCGCCAAGAUUAACAUCUUCCUCUUCUGAUACCGCUCUUCCAUUAUCCAAACCGACUCUACCUCAGUUGUCCUGCUACGAGGACCCCGACGAUUAUGUGAACGCUUCAUAUGUGCAGCCGUUAUGUACUCGCCGACGGUACAUCGCUACGCAAGGUCCCUUGGAGGCGACGUUUGUAGAUUUUUGGACUCUUGUUUGGCAACAAAACGUUCACGUCAUUGUCAUGUUGACCCGCGAAGUUGAAGGCUCGACCGUGAAAUGCAACUGCUAUUGGAAAGACGGCACCUACGGCCCCCUUCACCUUCGACUGGUCAGCCGCGAGGGGAAAGAAGAUCGCGGGGAUAAUUUAGCGUCUAAACAGAGCGGCGGCUUCUUCAACUUCCGUGCCGAGCAGGCAGAGAAGAGCCACCCAAUCAUCAAGCGGAUUUUUAUGCUUACUCACUCCGGAUAUCCUCAAGCCAAACCGCGCAGAAUUGUCCAUUAUCAAUAUUUGGAGUGGCCGGAUAUGAAUGUUCCCGACGACCCUCGGGGCGUCCUGGAGCUCAUCAAGGAGGUAGGGAAGGGGAUGGAAGAGAGCAAGCAGCAGGGGGACAACAUGCACGAUAACAACGGAUCUGCGGCCGAAGAUCAGCUAUUGGAGGUUGAUUCGCAUACGGGUAUUUCGCGUCAAGGGCAAGGUAUCCAGCCCCUUCUUUUACAUUGCAGUGCUGGUGUGGGAAGAACUGGAGGUUUUAUCGCUGUCGACGCCGUUCUGGAUGGAAUCCGGAGAGAGAUUCGCAAAUCCGUUGACGAUCAAGUUAGGACUGCUGAAAACAAGGCCGUCGACGAUCGUACCGACGGUGAUGGUGAUAUCUUGAUGGAUGAGACAGGCCAACGCACGAUGCCCAUGCCGCCUAACAAGGGAGGGGAUAUACUGCAUGUUCCUGUUAUGGAUAGCAGACUUCCUCCCUCUGUCACAAUUCCCCAGCGAGAGUCCGAAGGGGACGACACAGCUACGAGACAAUGGGCUGAAAACCUAGAAAACAUUGACAGUACGUAUAGCCGCGACGUCGGGGAUACGGAAGGUAGAUCGUCUUUCGAAACCGCUAGUUUGAGCACCACUUCAUCCUCAGAAGAAUCCUCCUUUUUCUGCCGGACCGGGGCAAACAACGAAAUCAAGGAAAUUGAUGGCGAGAUUUCACCCAAUGCGCCAAGUAGCGGAUAUACCACAUCGUCAUCUUUUGUCACGACGAUAUCUUCGGAACCGAGUAGCAAAGAUGGAAUCAUCGGUGCGACGAAAAAAUCAUCUCCCGGUUUGAACGCAGCUCUUGGAAUUGAUUUCAAAGGUCUACGGAGCGCGCGCCUUGGAGAAGAGGAAAAUCAUCGCAUGCGGACACAGUCGACACCGUUAGCGAGGACAGAGGCCAAGGAUACGGCGACUACACCCCUUACUUCAAGGAGCCUGUCGCCGUUUGGCAGCGACGUGAAGGAUGCUAAGGACUUCGCUGCACAAUCAACCCCGAAUCUCAAGCUUUCUUCGGCAUCGACAAUGCAACCCAUAUCUGCCGUGGCUUCUACUUCAACAACUAAUGUCGACUAUAAAGACCCUCGUCCCAUGCACAGGGCUGACUCACCGCGCCUUUUGAGCUCAUGCGACGAGCCACUCUGGGAGAUCGUGCAAGACAUGAGAGAGCAGAGAAUGAGUCUGUGCCAGAGUCUCAGGCAGUACGUCUUUGUACAUGCGGCUGUCAUUGAGGGUGCUCUGAUGGUUGUCGACGAAGAGAAAGAGGCUUUGGGAGCGGAAAAUGUUGAGAAGAUGAUCCGUCAGCGGAAUGGCCUGAACCAUAGCAAUGCUGUGCCGUCAUCGGGUCCAGUGUUUGUUUAUAACGAUAUUUUGACGCCCGGUUCGUCAUCCCAUGGGAAGAGAGGCGCCAGUCCGACUGAAUUAUUGAAGGAAGACAAGAUGGGGGAGUUGAGAAUGUCGAAAAGGCCGAGCAUCAAGAGGAAACAGCGGAGCCAUGACGGUGAAAUAGCAAUAUACUCUGCCGCUAGGGAACCUCUUGGUGAGAGGCUGACUUUGCCGACGUUUGAGAUAGGUAAGUGCUACUAUGUUACCAGAUGCCGUCGCUAA
Messenger RNA from Guyanagaster necrorhizus, 3367 nucleotides. RefSeq lists its product as uncharacterized. The record is from RefSeq and is a predicted model, not a curated record. Gene Ontology annotation, biological process: protein dephosphorylation. The transcript has 3 exons. Bases 59 to 3367 code for a protein of 1102 amino acids. Lineage: Eukaryota; Fungi; Basidiomycota; Agaricomycetes; Agaricales; Physalacriaceae. Gene Ontology annotation, molecular function: protein tyrosine phosphatase activity.